AUGUCGGACAAUCUCGCAUGUAGGUGUGAUAGAGGAGGCGACGAAACAUAUGAUCGUGAGAAAAGUCUUCAAAACUGGCUCAGUACUCAAUGUGCCAAGGAGAUCAGCCAUCUUCGCCUUGCAAUCGCUGCCCAGAUUAUCGAACAAAUGCGUGCGAACAUACGAGAAUAUACCCAUUUCUUUUGCUCUGGAGGUGUAGCUAACAAUAAGGUUUGCUGGAAG
Ostertagia ostertagi is the source of this 222-nucleotide messenger RNA. NCBI's taxonomy places the organism in Eukaryota, Metazoa, Nematoda, Chromadorea, Rhabditida, Trichostrongylidae. The record is from the annotation of a GenBank genome assembly.